AUGGCUGCCCUCAUACCAAAGCAGAUCACCGUGGUCUCAUGUUUUGUAGUGUUGAACCUGUUGGCAAUCGUUGCCAUCGGUCUUCGCUUCUAUUCCAUCAAGGUCGUUCAUCGCUCGCUCAAAGUGCACGACAUUCUCUGUGUGAUCUCGCUGGUUAUGCUUAUCGCAUACAGCGUUGAUCUCCUCAUCGCGACCAUCGCCGGGGGAAUUGGAUACCAUAUUACUGUGGUGCCGCUGCCAACGUUGACUAUCGGGUUGAAGGCGUUCUUCUCAUCGCAGUUCAUGUGGGCGAUCUCCAUUGCCGGUUUUCGACUAUCUAUUUUGGCUUUCUACGUCCAGGCCUUCACCACCAAGAUCUUUCGUUAUUUUGCUUAUGGGGCUAUGACCAUCGUCUGCCUGUUUUUCAUUGGCAGUAUCACGACAACGCUGACUUUGUGUCGCCCAAUCGCAUCCAACUGGGACAAGUCGAUCCAUGGGAAAUGUGGUGAUGAGGCAACUGCCAUGCUAGCCGCUGCGGCUUUCAACAUGGCCCUUGAUAUAGGGAUUGUGGUGCUCCCCCUGCCGGUCAUCUGGGGCCUACAUAUGAGCACACAGAAGAAGGCCGCUGUCAUGGCCACCUUCACUCUGAGUCUGAUGAUCGCCGCCAUUAAUCUUGCUCGCAUCGUCCAAGUCAAGCGCUGCCCCCUGCUGGACUUUACGUAUUGCACUGCGGAUAGUUCGAUUCUGACCGUAGCUGAAAUGGCCGUCGGUAUUAUCGUCGCCUGUGUGCCAAUGCUUGGCCCAGUGGUCUUCCCCGAGCGCCGUCGGCGGUUCGACAAGCGCUAUAUCUACCAGGCCAACCAGACCUCCUAUAAUUCAUACCCCAAGCACGCUCGGCAUGGGAGCGAUAGCCAAGCGAGCACCGAAAUGGCUCUUGGGUCAAAUUGGGAGAAAACCCAAAAAACCCAGUACGCUGAGAUCAAGAACAAGGUCCUGCCCAUAUCUCCGGCCAAUGUCGGGGACGGUGAGAUCGCCGUGUGGCGGGAGUUUGAGGUGCAGUCAGACAGAGGGAGCCGGGUGUAA
Messenger RNA from Penicillium canariense, 1062 nucleotides. RefSeq lists its product as uncharacterized. Lineage: Eukaryota; Fungi; Ascomycota; Eurotiomycetes; Eurotiales; Aspergillaceae. The record is from RefSeq and is a predicted model, not a curated record. Bases 1 to 1062 code for a protein of 353 amino acids. The transcript is spliced from 4 exons.